Messenger RNA from Sinocyclocheilus anshuiensis, 2696 nucleotides. Its product is annotated as ZZ-type zinc finger-containing protein 3-like. Gene Ontology annotation, molecular function: zinc ion binding. The transcript has 11 exons. The record is from RefSeq and is a predicted model, not a curated record. NCBI's taxonomy places the organism in Eukaryota, Metazoa, Chordata, Actinopteri, Cypriniformes, Cyprinidae. The coding region runs from base 63 to 2696 and encodes 877 amino acids.
CCCACAUUCUGCUGCUGAGGAGAGAGCACCAUGAUGAGAAGACAGUAGGCACCCACCAUAGUAUGGCCGCGUCCCGCUCUUCACGCAUCACAAGAUCAUCAGUGGGGAUAAAUGGAUUGGAUGAGAACUUUUGUGGUCGAACCCUCAGGAACCGCAGCAUCGCCCAGCCAGAAGAGAGCUCUCUGCUUCCUGUGCCCAGAGCCCGCUCGCCCAAGAAGAAGCAGGACUGUCAGCAGCACCAGCAGAUCGGAGCACAGGUUGGAAAGGUAGCCGAGAGCAAGGCGGAGGGUGAGCCCUUGCCAUCUUAUGGAAAGCGAGGCUUGCCAAGCUCUGAGAAGGACGAGUCAGACAAAUCGGACAGCUGCGAGCAUCCUAGGGCCGGGGGUGGGCCGGAAGCCUCCCCCACCCUGAAGAGGGCCAAACGCUGCCCUCGCUCAGGUGAAUCGCAGGGGGUAGAGGAGGAACCUUCUCUCAAACCGGAGAGCCCUGAUUCCACUGCACCGAAGGAAAAUGACGUGGGCGCAAAAUCGAACUUGUCCUCGGACCCUCCGCUCAGCCUCGACAAAGAGGCAGAGCAUAAAGAGGACGGCCCAGUGGAGGAGAUCGUCCCUCCGCCGCAGGCCGGCGAGAACGUCAAGGCCACCAAUGGCCUCACUGACCUCCAUAAGGAGGACUCAGAAGUUGCAGCCUUACCCCCAGAGCCCUGUGCCUCCCCUGCCAUGCUUAACAACAGUCCUUCACUGUUAAACGGCAGCCAGGCUGCACCCUCAUCCCCCGACCCUAUUGUGCCUUGUAGAUCCCCUCAUCCCAAGCAAGCCAAUGAGUCCGACAGCCCUCAGAUUGACUGUGAGAGGAACUGCACCCCCGAGGAAGCUGCCGAGGUCGUGUUAUCCCGGGAACCCGAGAUGGAGGUAGAGGUGGAUGUCGUAGGGGAUGCCGGCCAGGCUCAGGAUGAGCUCGCAAGAGAGGAGAGCACCAACGGCGGCUUUCAGGCUGAGCCGCAGGACCCUUCUGACAACUACUCGAAUAUCUCAGGAGAAACGGUGGUGCUGACUGCCUCCCAGCUGCCUGCAGAGCCCCCCUCCUUCACAGAGCCUCAAGAACACCGAUACACCCUGAGGACUUCACCGCGCCGCGCUGCCUUUGGUAGUGGGCUCAAAGCCAGCUCCCCCAAACCCAGUUCCCCGCACAUAGACAAUGGUUCGCUGAAGGAGGAGUCCACGCCAGUUUCUCUUUCCUCUAAAGACACCAGCCAUAAAGACCUUCCCCGUGAUGCACUGGGACUUUCUAGCGAGGCAGACAAUGAACUCUCAGAGAAAGCAGGGGUCAGUGGAGAGGUUGGAGUGUCAGAUAGUAGAGUGUUGCGAUCCACCGAAAAGCUGCUGGCCGCUCAGGCUGAGGAAGAUGAGGAGGAAGAGGAGGAUGUCUACUAUUUUGAGUCUGAUCACUUGGCUCUCAAACACAACAAAGAUUAUCAGAGGUUGCUCCAGACCAUCAGUGUACUGGAGGCCCAGCGAACUCAAGCCAUCCUGGACCUGGAGACACUGGCAGGGCAUCAGAAGGAAGCCCUGUCUGACCCCAUCACCUUUGUGGACCAGCUACAGAAACAGGUGGAGAUGGGUCUUCCUCGGCCCCAGAGAGUAGUCCAGCUCCCGGACAUUGCAUGGGACCAAUACACCUCAGGCCGUGGCGACUUUGAAAGGGAGUUCUGUGACAAGAAGCGCCAAACACGGCAGUUGCAGUUAAUCUUUGACAAAGUGGGGUUGCCUGCUCGACCAAAAAGUCCUGUGGAUUCCAAGAAGGAGGGUGACUCCUCAUCCAUCUACUCCUCAUCCCUGCCAUCAAGUGAUGGUCCAGAACACAGCAUGUCCAGUAGCAGAAGUCAGAUGAUCAGAGGGAGGCUGUGCGACCAGAACAAACCUGACACCUUCAACCAGCUGUGGACCAUUGAGGAGCAGAAAAAGUUGGAGCAGCUGCUCUUGAAGUUUCCACCCGAGGAGGUUGAGUCUAAACGCUGGCAGAAGGUCGCAGAUGAACUUGGCAACAGGACUGCCAAACAGGUUGCUAGCAGGGUACAGAAAUAUUUCAUUAAACUGACAAAAGCUGGUAUUCCAGUACCAGGCAGAACACCCAAUGUGUGCAUGUACAGUAAAAAGCCCUCCAGUAAGCGACAGCACCACCUCAAUAAACACCUGUACAGGCCCUCGACGUUCCUCACCUCAUACGAGCCGCCCGUCUACAUGGAUGACGAGGACGAACGUUCACACUUCUUCAACAGCCUCCAGGAUAAUGAAGCAGAUGAUUCGGAUGAGGAUGGGGUUCCAGUGGAGCUGAGGCACCUGCCGGAGUAUAAGGAGCUACUGGAGCUGAAGAAACUCAAGAAACAGAAACUACAGGAGAUCCAGGCUGAGACCGCGGUCACGCAGCAUGUUGGCUAUAAGUGUGACAUAUGUGGCAUGCAGCCCAUCCAGGGUGUACGGUGGCAUUGUCAGGACUGUCCACAGGACAACGCCGUGGACUUCUGCAGUUCCUGCUCCAACUGUUUUUUCAAAACGGAGACCCACAAGUCCACACACAGAUUGGAGCCAGUCUGCCAGGCCGAAACCUUCCUGGACAAAGACUACUGCUUACCGCAGAGCACAGGCUACAACUACCUGGACCCCAACUACUUCCCUGCCAGGUCACAUAUAUGCUAA